Molecule: messenger RNA, 429 nt
Organism: Nerophis lumbriciformis (worm pipefish)
Lineage: Eukaryota; Metazoa; Chordata; Actinopteri; Syngnathiformes; Syngnathidae
Source: RefSeq, a predicted model, not a curated record
AGAAUGUGUCAUCGUCUUGAAGAUAUAAUGAAGUUAUGCUGUGAGUUAUCAGCUGAUAAGCAGAUCCAGACCACAGUGAAAGGUUCCGGCAAGGGAGCAGCGACAGCUGGGGGCCUGGCCUUUGCCGGAGGCUUGGUAGGAGGUCCUCUUGGUAUUGCAGUUGGGGGUGCUGUCGGAGGCCUUCUUGGCUGUUGGCUGACCAGCGGUCAGUUCAAACCUCUUCCACAAGUCAUCAUGGAGCUCAGUCCUCAGCAGCAGCAGCAACUAUAUGCAGACCUGGUCGCCAUCCUUGGGGACAUCCAGUGGAGUGAUGUGGCACAGUUAACGGCACUUGUUAUGAGCAACAGUAGUCUCAAGCAGCAACUCACAGCAGCCCUUUUGGGCUACGUCUCCAAAGAGCUCCACGCAAAUGUGCACUAUGUGGAUUAG